This is a messenger RNA of Porites evermanni, 7323 nucleotides long. Lineage: Eukaryota; Metazoa; Cnidaria; Anthozoa; Scleractinia; Poritidae. The record is from the annotation of a GenBank genome assembly.
ACGGCCGCCAUUUUUGAAACGACGAAGAACUGUUUAUAACAUUUUUUGCUAUUUUCUUUUUGACAAUUAAGUACAUUGCUGCCAUAAAGAGAAACGUUAGAAAUGGCUUCGAGUUUGGUAUGUACUUGGUAUAUUUUAGCCCAAAUCUGAUCUUAUUCACUGACUUAUUGCAGUGGCACAAGUCUUGCUAAAUGUCUGUUUAAAUGCAGAAUUUAGCAAGAACUAUAUGUCUUUAUUAUUUAAUAGAUAAUGCAUUGCAAUAUGUGAAUAAUUGACUGAUUGGUGUUUUGAUUCUGUUCAAGGAGGAUCCAACGCUCGAGCGACAUUUCAAAGGUCAUAGAGACACAGUGACAAGUGUUGACUUCAAUCCCAACAUGAAACAGCUAGGUAAAGUUAUCAUAUAUGCAGACAAUGAGACUUUGAAGUAUACAAUACGAAACGUCUUCUAAACCCAGUAACAUCGUGUUCACGUGUAAAAAAUGCGCAAAAAUAAAUAUGCUUUUCAUAUACCUUUCCUUCUCCUAAUUUCUUAACCCCCCACUUAGGGUAAUGUCGGCUUUAACAUUUCAAUUUAUUUUACAUACCUCUUUGGAAACUGAUCCGGGAAUAAUUGUGUGCUGUGGUUUCAUUUUUGCAGUUACUGGGUCAAUGGACUCCAGUCUGAUGAUUUGGCAUUUUAAGCCACACAUGCGAGCUUACAGAUUUGUUGGACAUAAGGUAUGGAUAAUUAGUGAAUUUAUUCCAAAGGUAAAGUGUAGUUUUAAUUUGUGUAUUUAAAAGCCUUUUUGAGUUCCAAAAACCUCCCAUGUUCAAAAUUAAUGAGCAGGAUUUAUGAAAGACCCCAGGGGGGACUCCCAUACAAAAGUGGCUGGGGUGGUGCUCAUCGUAUUGCUUAGGGGGAUAAAUUGCAGAUUUUGGUCUCAUUUAGGGUGUUUGGGAUGAAAAGUCACCAUAUUUGCCCAUUCAGGUAUCGCUUUGGGCUGUGCAUAAAGAAAUUUUCAAAAAAAUAUCCUGAAACUGACCACACGGAUAUCUAACAUUUAAAAAGAACACAACAUUUCUCCACUUGUUUAUAUCCCUCGCUCUUCUGUUUUAGUAUGGUCUCCGUCAGGGGUCAGUUUAAGGUUGAGCCACACCCACGUUGAUCUCCCUUAAGGGGUUUCAUUUUCAUUUUCUGACGAGCAUCCCCGUCAUUUUUAUAUGGGAGUCCCCCCUGGCAAAUUCUAACCUUACCUUUGAAAAGAGGCUUGACACAAAUCAGAAAUGGUUAUUUUCUCUCAAAAGAUGGAAAUACUGGAUUGUGCAUUGGUCAAAAUCAUGAAGAAAUUGACUGCAGAUGCAAACCUUGAUCCUGCAGUACCUUUCCUAGUUUUGUUGACAAUUUUCUUCAUUCUCAGGAUGCUAUUGUGAAAUAUUUUGUACAUCUCUGGACUCACAAGAUUCACUUGUUGACUAAAUACAAGAAAGGUGUUUUAUGUAGUUAACAAAAUUACCUCUAUAUUGCUUUUGCUCAGGAUGCUGUACUUUCAGUGAAGUUUUCUCCAUCUGGACAUUUGAUUGCUUCAGCAUCAAGAGACAAAACUGUCAGACUGUGGGUCCCAAGUGUGUAAGUAAUAGAUACUGUGAGUUAUUGUCCAUGCCCAGAGAAACUAAGCCAUGUCAUUAGCAAGACCCCUGCGUGUGAUAUUAUUGAUAACAAGGCUGUGUUCUAAGAAAAAUUCAAGGGUGCCCAGCAGAUAAUUUCUAAGAAAUUGAGAUUUUCUAGUCACCCAGGAGCAAAAGUAAGGCACCAGCGGCCAACGGGUGCUGCUAGAGUGUAGCCUUGCAUAAAGUCAUUGGAUGCCUCAAGCACUGAUAAUGGUUACUGCAGUGGAUGUUUGUUAAUAGGAAUCAUUAGACAUGGUUGCCACAGGUUAGGAUAUAGUCAUGGAAAAAAAAGAUAAUUCAAGGUCAGGAAAAAGUCAGGGAAUUUCUCCUCAAGUCAGGGAAAAUUUAAUUUUUUGAAAGAAUUCGGGGAAAAGUAAAAUUUUUAAGAGGACUUGUAAACAUGUAGUUUAUUCUUUUCCCUCUACUUUAACUGUUUUCUACAAUGUAACAUUUGAAAUUCACUUGGGCAUGUGACAGACAUGAAUCAAGUUAAAUUCAUUUGGUAGAAUAUUCUAGAAGUAUCCAUUCAUGCACACUGCACACGCCUUGCUGAAAGCAUUAUAAAUAUAUGGGUGGAGGGGAUGGAUUGUUUAUUCUGUUGGUCAGGGAAAUUUUACAUUUUGUCCGGAAAAUGUCAUGGAAAAGUCAGGGAAUUUCAGAGACCUCUGGCUGUGGCAACCAUGAAAUUUAGAUGUUAACUUUGUGAUACUUUUUCAUUAUCCAAAGUAAAGGAGAAAGUACCGUGUUUAAGGCUCACACAGCAACUGUAAGAAGUGUGGACUUCUCUGGUGAUGGCCAAUCACUUUUGACAGCAUCAGAUGACAAAACUGUCAAGGUAAUUUGUUAGUAUAGUUGUGUAAGAUGGUGGAGUGGGAGAUAGUAAGGCAAAGAAGAAGGGUGUGGUAAGGCUCUGGAAAAAGAAAUUUUUGUUUUGAAAAAAGUCUGGGAAAAGUCUUGAAUUUUGGAUCCAAAAAUCUUUACGAACCCUGGGAUUAAAUGUGCAAGUUGGAUGGUGUGUAAGAUGGGUGCUGCUAGACCAUGCUUUCCUGAAUUCAUCAAUCAAACAUGAUUAUCAUAUGGUGAAGUUAGCCUCACCAAAGAUGUUUAAGAGAAUAUAGCAAAUUACCUUUUUGAUUUUUCUUGUAAAGGUAUGGACUGUUCACCGUCAGAAAUUUCAGUACUCUCUAAAUGCUCACAUGAACUGGGUGCGCUGUGCAAGGUAAAUAUAAUCUGACAACUAUCUAAAUAUUAGCAUAACAGUAUGUUACUAUAAUCAAAUUGAUAAAUUUAGUGGGAUUUAAUCACACCACAGUGUUGUUCCAAUGAAUGUUGAGGUUUACUUUUGUGACAAUUUUGAACAUGACUGAAAACAAUUUUCCUGUUGCCUCAUAAACAAUGCCAGGUUUUCACCAGAUGGUCGCAUGAUUGUAUCUGCAAGUGAUGACAAGACAAUCAAAAUCUGGGAUAGGACAAGCAAGGAAUGUGUUCACAGCUUCUAUGACCCAGGAGGGUACGUUAACAAAAGCUUGUAAACUGUUUUUUUACAGUGAGAUCAUCAACUCAUUGUGAUGGCUGACUAUUAAGCAUGGACUGACAUCGUACUGAUCGAGGAUGCUUAGGUCUGUGCAGGUUACUAGCCUCAUUAACAGCCUUCCUUUAAUUAUUGUAGCCUCAUCAAAAAUUAUGUGAAUCACUUUUCUUCAGAUAUGUGAAUUCUGUAGAGUUUCAUCCCAGUGGAACAUGCAUAGCAGCAGGAGGAACAGACAGCACAGUCAAGGUGUGUGUGUGUUUCUUCUAUCCUUGAAACUUGAGUGCAAGUAAAUAUUAACUAUCCAGUGUGACCAGUUUUACAUAGAUCUACCUUUGGGGAAAAUGAUAGAAGUUUAACAUUUUCUUUUCAGGUCUGGGACAUCCGAAUGAACAAACUUCUUCAACACUACCAAGGUAACCACAGUCAAGUUGACUUGAUUUUUAACAUAAGGAGGCUAUUGGAUAAACCUUCACCAGGGUGCAAAUAAAAUCAGUCCUUCAGACAAGCUGUACCUAACUUUUAUUAAAUUAAUCACUUGCUUUAUUAUUUGUUGUAGUUACACUGUAGCUCUGAUUUGUAGCCUUGCUUAACAACAUAUAGCCUAACAUGAAAUGUAGUGUUAUACUUUUGUUUUGAUACUUGCUUUUACAGAUUUCACGUUUUCAAAAGGGGGUGAAAAGGGGGUUGUGGUCCACGAGAAUUUAUUAUGAACUUUAAAUUUGCCUUUAAGUACUUGUCUUGCCUGUUGUCUUACCCGUUGGGCAAGUUAAGAACAAAAUUCACUAGCCCGAAGGAAAAAUCCACUAGCCCAGGGCUACAGGACACAGUUUUCUUUGCGUGCUGCUUAACAGUACUGAUAACUCUUAACUGACACAUAGGUCAAGGACCUUUGAUUUUCUCAGAUAGUGGGGAGACUAAAGGGCCUCUGCUCACGGUUUAGUUAUUUCCAUUCUUUUAGCACACACAAAUGCUGUGAAUGCUGUUUCGUUUCAUCCAUCUGGAAAUUAUCUUGUAUCUGCAUCAAGUGAUACCACACUCAAGGUAACAAAUUAAGAGAUUUAUAUAUUGGCAAUUUUUAAUUAUUAAUAGUGAUCUUUAUGUAUUUGAAUUCUCUCUGUUCUGGUGAAACAAAUAACUCUUCAAAAGAUAAAUCUGCCGCAAGAUGUGAGAUCCAACUGUUGUGUUUUGGUAUCAAUCUUACAUUGUGGGCAAAAUCAAUGGAUGCAACCCUCUCUAGCCAUCCUCACUGCACUCGCAGGCUUUAGUUUGAAACAAUACAUAUACAAAGCAGUCUCAUUCUGCUUUACACUCUCUCAUUAGAUCUUGGAUUUGAUGGAAGGCCGGCUUUUUUACACACUUCAUGGACAUCAGGUUAGUCAAUACUUAAUAAUUUUCUUCCUUAAAAUAAUUUCCUUUGGGUGUUACACAGACCUGCACCAAUGUUUACAUCAGUUUUAACAGCUUUUUCAUCCUCGGAGACCCAGGGGCAGUUAGUCGGGUCGAGAGAAAAGGCGCGACAAAAGUUUUCAAGUACGGAAACUUUCGUCACGCCUUUUCUCUUGACCUGACUGACUGCUCCUGGGUCUCCGACGAUGCAGUUUUUUAUGCUCCUUAAUACUUUUUAGGGUCCAGCAACAUGUGCUAUAUUCUCACGUAAUGGUGAAUAUUUUGCUUCAGGAAGCUCAGAUGAACAGGUAAAUAAAUCAGUGGAGUUAGUGAUGACUAGCAGCCAAAUCACCCACCAUAACAAUAACUCCUUCAUAGCCAGAUUGUGUAUUCAUGAGUUACAAAUGAAGGAAGCCUAUAUUUCCUGCAGGUUCAUUAGGGUGAUUAACUUGAAAAGGUUCUGCAUUAUUGACAAGUACAGGAAGAAUAAUUUCAGAAUAGGCCUCUUUUUGGAAGUUUGUUGGUGUUAAUUACGGAUAGGCGUGAACACCUCAUGACGUAAUGCAAAAGAUUGAAAAUAUGCUGAACAACGCCAAAAAAAAGACAAUACCUAACCAACAAUGGUUUCAGCAAUACAGUGAAAACUUUCCUGGAAGAACCUAGUAGUUUAAGAACCUGCUGGCAGAAAUUUUCCACUUCAAGCCAAAAAUAUAAUAACCUGUUUAGCCAAGCAAAAUCAAGCAGGUUCUUAUACGUGAUCACAGGUAAAUAUGAUAAACAAUUUAACCAACUAGUUUGAGAUUGCAAAGCGACAUACAAGAAAAUACUGUCCUGAACUGUCAUUACAAAAUAAGUACAGGCUUCUGUUAGUAAUUCCUACAACAAAAAACAGGUUUAAAUAAAGUACAUUUGUACAGAUCAUUGUAAAGGUUUGUAAUGCACAGUUCUGAAUAAGUACAUAAAUUAUUUAAGGACCAAAGUUGAAUGUCUAGCCUUUAUUUUCCAGUGGUCUCCUUCACAGAAAUUAAGACCCUACUUUGCUUAGAUUGCCAAUAACUGCCCCAAAUUACAAAAAUGUUUUCUGCCAGACUUCAAAAAAUGUAGUUAGGACAAGGUUGUUACAUGUGGGUUUUUACUGUACUACGAAACACACUUUUCUUCAUCUCCCAAAGGUCAUGGUGUGGAAAACAAAUUUUGACAAAGUGGACUAUGAUGAAGGUAAGAAAAAUGGAUCAUAACACACUGAUAAAAAUAAUCUUAUUUUUCUGUGAAUAUUAUAAAUUGAUUGUCUGCAAUUGGCUUUAAUGUUAUAACCACAAAGGACUUAUUUUCUUUCUUUUCAACAGUUCUACGUUCACACAGAAAAAGAGCAGCCUCUCCACCUGUAACACUUCCUCACAAUCAUGACCCACCUCCAAGAACUCCACCUAAAUCAGCAGCUCCAGAGGUAAGGGGUGAUUUGAAGAACUUUAUUUUAACCCAUUCCAUGUGGCAAGUUUCUUAUUUACUGCAUGAAAGGGUCAGAUGAGAUAUUUUAUUUUGUUCUGCCCAUGAUCUUUGCAGGUCAGAGCAGGUGCUGAGCCUAGGAACCUCGCUGUUGGUGACCCAGUGGUCAUAGAAGUUGGGCCAGCAAUGUUUUCAAUACCUCAGGUAAAUUUUUGAUCCAUUCAUUUUUAAGCAUGUUGACUGGCAGAGAUAGCAGUGCCAGGAGCAUAGUUGUUCUAAGUCAGCUGAAUGGUUGUAAAAAUUAUUUUGUAUACAAUUAUUGUUAUUUCAGAGACAGAGCAGACUAGAUGAGGUCACUAGCAGAAUAGGAGAUUUUGAUGCACUGGGAGGGGUCUCUGCUGGUCAACCUCCUCUCACUACUCCCCUGGAAAGACGUGAUAUACCACCUCAGCUCAGCAUGACACUAGAACACAUUGUAGGACAGUUGGAUGUCUUAACACAGGUGUGAUAUAUAACGUUGUGGUUCAAUUUUAUCUUUGGUUUAAAUUUUAUUCUCCUUUGUUUUGGGGUAUGGUAAUGUAUGAUAAUGAGUUUGAAACAAAGGACAAUAAAAUUAUUUAAACCAACUAAAAAUUGAACCACAACAUAAUCAGUAAAUAUUCUUCAGUAAGUGCCACUCAUACACUUAGUAUUUUGUCAUUUCCUGCUAACAGCACUGAGUGAAUGUACAAUCACUGGUAAUUUAUUUACCUGAAAUCAUUUUAUAUUUUGUUUUGUUUUGUUUUCAUUUGCAGACAGUAUCUAUUCUGGAACAGCGACUUACAAUGACAGAGAAUAAACUAAGGGAGUGUCUGGAUAAUCAGCAAAAAAUUAGUCUCCAAAUCAGACCAAAUGAAUAAUGUGCCUUGGCCAUUUACUUCCUACCACAGAACCUGAAGAACUGAGUAGUUUUAUUGAACAGUUAACUACAGAAUGUACGAGUUUCACACAGCACGGUGAAUCCUUGGUACUCAAACCAUCAUCAAAUCUAUUCUCAGUCGGUUAAGUUGUCAAGGGUUAUAUUCUCAUUUCUGUCAUCAUGUUUGUAUGAGAUUGAUAGAAGUGCUACCAUGCAAAAAAGAAGGUUUUGAUGGAAAACGCGUGAUGAAAACAACAUCCGCAAGUAUGCACACAGAGAGUCAUUAAUUGCUGACAUCUAACUGUAACAUUUGAUGUUAUUUAUGUAAAAAUAAAGAGUUGGACUGGGCUGAACAUCAAUAAUAAAAUCUUAGUCUCAAACCUCACAAUUAUUGUUAAGUUUGAGACUAAGAUUU